AUGGAUAAAGGAGAAUUAACUGGAGCAGUAUAUAUAGAUCUAAGAAAAGCAUUUGAUACGAUAGAUCACGGUCGGUUACUCUCGAAACUUCCAUGUUAUGGAAUCAGAGGAAGAGAAUUGACCUGGCUAGAAAAUUAUUUGUUCGGAAGAAAGCAAUUUGUUGUGUUUGACUCGGCAACUUCCGAGGGGCACACUGUCCUUACUGGUGUGCCACAAGGAUCAGUGCUCGGUCCCCCUCUCAUCGUACUACUUAUAAAUGAUAUCGAUUUGCAAAUGCAAAACUGUCAAAUUCUUUUAUAUGCUGAUGACACAGUAGUUUACACAUCUGACAAAUCAUGUGAAGCUAUUGAAUCAAACUUAAACUCUGAACAUACCAAUCUCGCGAGAUGGUUCUCUAAUAACAAGCUCGUUCUUAAUCUUAAGAAAGGAAAAACUGAAUUUGUUCUUUUUGGAGCGAGUAAGAAACUUCGUAAAUCGCCGAAAGUACAAGUAAAGAUAAAUGAAAUACCAAUAAACGAGGCGGAAUCGUAUGAAUAUUUGGGUGUAGAAUUGGACAAGUCGCUUAACUACAACAGUCAUAUUGACAGGACUGUCAAAAAGGCAUCUGCGAAAGCUAAACUGUUAUCACGUAUCCGACAGAAUGUCAGUCCAUAUGUUGCCGAGAAAAUAUACAAAGUUAUGAUUGAAUCAACUCUUGGAUACUGUGGUAACUUAUUUCUUGGUAUAUCAAAUAGCACAGCAAAUCGAUUUCAGCAAAUUCAAGACCGUGCUAUCAAUAUCGUAUAUGGUACAAACGUAACACUUAAUCGCUGGUGUUCGAUACGAAAUGUUAGGAAACUUCACUGUGUACAGGAAGUUUUUAAGUGUCUAAAUGGCCUUGUGCCUAAUCAAUUUAAUGGCAUUUUUUAA
Messenger RNA from Paramuricea clavata, 909 nucleotides. Lineage: Eukaryota; Metazoa; Cnidaria; Anthozoa; Malacalcyonacea; Plexauridae. The record is from the annotation of a GenBank genome assembly.